AUGCGAUCCUCAAGAGUGUCGCGCGACACGGCGCUCCUUUUCGACCAGGCCGCUGCCACCGCCACACCUCGUCGAACGACGCGGUCGCUGUCGCGCUUCGCCUACGCUCCCAUCCAUGGCAACGGCCAAGGCACCCCCGACAUUGAAGAUGCCGCAUCGCCACCCGCCAAGCGCCGCCGCAAGCUCUCGACCGAGUCGCCGGUAAAACUCAUCAAGGAGGAGCUCUUCGAAAACACCAGCCCGAUCCGCGCCCCGACCAAGACUCGCGCGCCGAAGCGGCGCACACCGGCGCGCCCGGCGGUCGAUCCGGAGACUGGCGAAACAACAGUGGCGCCGCCGUCCGACUGGGAGGAGAUGUACGCGCUGGUGCGCAAGAUGCGCGCGCCGGGCGGCGCGGCGUACGGUGCGGCGGUUGAUACCAUGGGCUGCGAGAGGCUCGCCGACCGGGGGUGCUCGGAAAAAGACCAGCGGUUUCACACGCUGAUUGCGCUGAUGAUGUCGAGCCAGACCAAGGACACGGUCAAUGCGGUGGUGAUGAGGAAGCUGCAGACGGAGCUGCCGGCACACAAGCCUGGCGCGCCAGUAGGGUUGAAUUUGGACAAUAUUCUAGCCGUCGACCCGGAUACGCUGAACAAGAUGAUUUGGGCUGUUGGAUUCCACAACAACAAGACCAAAUACAUCAAACAGGCGGCCGAAAUACUACGCGACGAGUGGAACGGCGAUAUACCAGACACGAUCGAGGGUCUCACGGCCCUGCCCGGCGUCGGCCCCAAGAUGGGCUACCUCUGCCUGUCGGCCGCCUGGGGCAAGACCGAGGGCAUCGGCGUCGACGUGCACGUGCACCGCAUCACCAACAUGUGGGGGUGGCACGCGACCAAGAACCCCGAGGCGACGCGGCUGGCGCUGCAGUCGUGGCUGCCGCGCGACCGCUGGCGCGAGAUCAACGGCCUGCUCGUCGGCCUCGGCCAGGCCGUGUGCGUGCCCGUCGGGCAGCGCUGCGGCUCGUGCGAUGUCGGCCUGAGCGGCCUGUGUAAGGCCGCGGAUCGGAAAAAGCUCGCGCUGGGCAGGGCGGCGCGGGACGCGGCCAAGCUGCAGGACGAGGACGGGGGGAAGCUGGAGGAUAUACCACAUGUUAAGCUGGAGGAUGGGAGGAGGCUAAAUGGUAUACCGCACGUGAAGGAGGAGCCUUGA
Messenger RNA from Cordyceps militaris CM01, 1191 nucleotides. RefSeq names its product DNA repair protein Ntg1, putative. Gene Ontology annotation, molecular function: DNA binding; DNA-(apurinic or apyrimidinic site) endonuclease activity; oxidized pyrimidine nucleobase lesion DNA N-glycosylase activity. Gene Ontology annotation, cellular component: nucleus. The record is from RefSeq and is a predicted model, not a curated record. Gene Ontology annotation, biological process: base-excision repair; base-excision repair, AP site formation; nucleotide-excision repair. The transcript has 2 exons. The coding region runs from base 1 to 1191 and encodes 396 amino acids. Lineage: Eukaryota; Fungi; Ascomycota; Sordariomycetes; Hypocreales; Cordycipitaceae.